Molecule: messenger RNA, 1915 nt
Organism: Dendroctonus ponderosae (mountain pine beetle)
Lineage: Eukaryota; Metazoa; Arthropoda; Insecta; Coleoptera; Curculionidae
Product: putative oxidoreductase GLYR1 homolog
Exons: 13
Coding region: 75-1649 (524 amino acids)
Molecular function (GO): NAD binding; oxidoreductase activity, acting on the CH-OH group of donors, NAD or NADP as acceptor; NADP binding
Source: RefSeq, a predicted model, not a curated record
AACUAUUUACGAACUGUCAUUUAAGAAAACAAAAUUCAGUUUGAGUGAAGCAAUUGCCUGGAGAAGUUGUGAAAAUGAAGACGAAUUUUAAAGCCGGUGAUCUCGUUUGGACGCAUCUUAAGAAAGAUACUGUUGCGGUGUGGCCUGCUCGGGUGGAAAACCAUCCUGAUCAGGCUGCGAAAGGACAGAUCUAUGUGUACUAUUUUAAUGGCAAACCCAAUAAGCAGAACGGUUGGGCUGCUCCUAGCAGUAUAACCGAGUACAAUGAAGAAACCAAAGCAAAACUGUCACAGGCUUCGUCUCGGGCUGAUUUCAAAAUAGCAGUGGCUGAAAUUGAAGCUGAAUAUCAGAAGUCUCAGAGUAAGGAAGACUCAGAAAAGGGCGAUGCUGUAGAACCCGAAGCCGAGGCUCCAAAGCCAGUCCGCCAGUCUAAGAGGAAAUCCAGCAAUGAAAGUGGCGAGUGUUCGACAUCGGCAAGUAAAAUUGCCAAAGGGAAGAGAAAACCAGCGAGCGAACCAGUUGAAAAUGGAACCAAACAGUACAAAGCUAUUGUGGCUGAUACUGUUGUUGGUGGUGAUGGCAGAACGUCGCCAAACUCUGAGUUAGAUCCCAUCGAUCAAGCGAGCUUGGUAACUGGUGAUUUCGGAGGUACCCCGCAAGACAUGACUCCAACGUCCAUUAUUGGAUUCUUGGGCCUUGGCAUCAUGAGUACUGGCAUGGUGAAUAAUCUCAUCAAGGCUGGUCAUAAGGUGAAUCUAUGGAGCCGUCAGAUUGAUAAGUGUUACAAGCUGAAGGAAAAAGUGGACGAAGUUAAUGAAGGCCAGGUGAACGUAUGUGUGGCUCCAUGCGAUGUGAUGAGCGAAUCGGACAUUGUGUUCAACUGCUGCUCUGAUCCAGAAACUGCCCAAAAGAACGUAAGUGAUAAUUGCGGUGUCACCCACGACUGUGAGAAUUUAAAUGGGAAAGGGUUCGUUGAGAUGACAGGAAUCGAUCCCAAUACUUCACUCAAACUUAGUGAAUACAUCCACGCCAAAGGAGGAAGAUAUUUGGAAGCUCAGCUUCAAGGCAGUCGUGAUGAGGCUGCUGAUGGUACGCUGCUUGUUUUAACUGCGGGAGACAACAGUCUAUUCAUAGACUGCCAGAGCUGUUUCCAGGCCAUCAGCAAAUCUUCACUUUAUUUGGGAGAAGUCGGAGUUGCCAGCAAAGUUUAUCUUAUUAUGCAACUCAUGCAAGGCAUUUCUCUCGUUGGAUUGGCUGAAUGUUUAGUUUUGGCGGACCGUUGCGGUAUAUCAGGAAAAGACAUAAUCAACAUUUUCAACAUGACCAAUAUGUCAUCUCCCUAUCUAAGGAAGAAAGCGAAUAAGAUCGUCGAUAAAGACUUCAAACAGGUGGAACAGUCUAUUAAAAACAUGCAGAAAGAUUUUCGUUUAGCUCUGGGAUUGUCGGAUGAAUUAAUGCAACCCUUGAUCCUUACUUCAGCAGCUAAUGAAGUUUUCAAGCAUUCACGGAAACUGGGAUACGACGAUCACGAUUGUUCAUGUAUCUACAUGAAGGCUAGAAAAGGUAAAGAAGAUAACGCCGUAAACCACGGUACUAAAGUAAGUUGUAUGAAAAUGGUCUUGAAAAAUACGCAAGAACGAGAAGUUUAAAAAUCGAGAAAUUGAAUUGCCUAAUACAUAUUCUGGCAAGUUUUUAAUCACGCAAACAAAUGUUAUUUUAGUUGCAUUUUACUUUUGGUGUUCAUCAUAUUAAGUUAUGUCAACGUUUUUUUAAAUUAUAUGCGUUGAGAAAAACUGGUUUGUUUUUUAGACAAAAACAUUUUUUAUUUGCGAUUUGGUCGACAACUUCAGUCGUCUGUAUGAGUAUUGAAUUUUUAUUUCAUCAGUAUGUUUCGGAAAUAAAAAACUGAAUCAAA